AUGAUCCAGACUGACUUUCCUGUAGCGAAAGCGACCGACGAAAACCUGACCUCGGAGAACUGGGAACUCAUACUCGAUGUCUGCGACAAAGUGUCGUCUAGCGACAGCGGAGCCAAAGAUGUCGUGGCCGCGAUGAUUAAGAGAAUGGCCCAUCGCAAUGCCAACGUACAGUUGUAUACGCUUGAGCUCGCCAACGCGCUGGCUCAGAACUGUGGUGUUGCUAUGCACAGAGAGCUGGCUUCGAGGAGUUUCACAGACGCUCUGCUCCGAUUAGCGAACGACAGGAAUACACAUCAACAAGUUAAAUCGAAGAUCCUCGAGCGGAUGGAACAAUGGAGCAAGGACUUUGCCAACAACACAGAAUUGGGUAUUAUGGAACAGGCAUACUUGAGAUUAAAGGCCCAGAAUCCAAACCUACAACCGCCACAGGCGCCUGUCAAGAAACAGAUCACCGAGUUUGAUCGGCAAAAGGAGGAGGAAGAACUGCAGAUGGCUCUCAAACUAUCGAUCCAAGACAAGUCCACGGGACCAUCAGCGAGUCAGCCAUCUGCUGCUGCUGCGGCGGCCGAGUUGUCCGCACAACCAGCGUCCUCAGCACAACAAGCACCUCCACAACCGGUACCUUCGGGUACAACAGCUGCAACUGUUUCACGGGUACGAGCACUAUUUGACUUUCAACCCUCGGAGCCAGGUGAACUACAGUUCCGGAAGGGUGAUGUGAUCGCAGUAUUGGAGUCGGUGUACAAAGACUGGUGGAAAGGAUCGCUUCGUGGUCAGACGGGCAUCUUCCCACUCAACUAUGUCGAGAAACUACAAGAUCCGACACCAGACGAAUUGCAGCAAGAGGCACGAAUAGAGGCCGAGGUUUUUGGACAAAUCAAGAACGUCGAGAAAUUGCUGGCACUUUUGAGCACAAGUACAACCGACAUGAAUCCCAGAGACAACGAAGAGAUCACGGAGCUGUAUCACAGCACGUUAUCCAUCAGACCGAAGUUGAUUGAGUUGAUUGGGAAAUACACCCAAAAGAAAGAUGAUUUCCAGCAAUUGAACGAGAAAUUCAUCAAAGCGCGACGAGACUACGAAGCACUACUUGAAAGCUCGAUGGCUCAACCGACACAAGCAUACGCCCAUGGACAACCACCGAACAAUGCUAUGCCUUACUCUCAACCACAACAACAACCCUUCCAGCCUCCGUACCCCGUAGCCUCGCCGGCUCCGCAGAGCCAGACGCCAGCCAACCAGCCUCCACCGGAUGCCUACCCUUCGUAUCCAACAGCGCCUGCUCGUCGACAGUCCCAGCCCGAGCCAUACGCGCCGUAUGCUCCUCAGAACUCGACCGCACCUCCACCAACGUCGGAUGGCCGGCCCUAUCCCGGUGUGCAACCACCGAACAUCGCCCACCUCCAAUAUCAGGACGACGGCUAUUCGGCGUCAAAUUACUCCACAGACGACCUGCACCAUCAAGUUAUGUCACCCCCUCCCCAACAGCAGGCUCCGCCUACUCAACAGACCUACAUCCCACCCACCAACCCUAGCUACCCUCCGCCGUCAGCCCCGUCUCAGCAACCAUACGAGUAUCCGUCGUCGCAGGUGAAACCAGCCGCGCCUAGUCAUGGACCUCCUCCCGUUCCUGGCGUGGGUCCACCGAAUCCAGCAGACCGGCCUGUCACACCUCUAGCGCAAUCAUCACCGUAUCCUACCUUCUCGCCUGGUCAUUCGCUUCCACAGCAGCAGUACCAGGCUUAUAAUCAACGGCCAACGAGUAUGGCGGCGCCAGCUCCAGGCGUCGGUGGAGGCGGGCCGGCAAGUUAUUACAGGUAG
Molecule: messenger RNA, 1821 nt
Organism: Exophiala viscosa
Lineage: Eukaryota; Fungi; Ascomycota; Eurotiomycetes; Chaetothyriales; Herpotrichiellaceae
Product: signal transducing adaptor molecule
Exons: 5
Coding region: 1-1821 (606 amino acids)
Biological process (GO): protein transport to vacuole involved in ubiquitin-dependent protein catabolic process via the multivesicular body sorting pathway
Cellular component (GO): ESCRT-0 complex
Molecular function (GO): ubiquitin binding; phosphatidylinositol binding
Source: RefSeq, a predicted model, not a curated record